CAGUCUCUGAGUCAGAGAUUUAUCACACUGCUCAUAUUCGCCAUUAGAACUCCUCUCUCAAGCAUGGAGCUGUAAUUUGGUUCUUUUCUUCACCUUAUUUAUCUCUGCACUGUAAACUCUGCACUCGGAAGGACAACUAGGGAACAUGUUUUUAUUAUAUGUUAGUGGAUGAUGGUUUCCUCCACAGUAAUAUGCUGCACUCCCAGGUUCAGAAGCAGUGAUGUCAGCUGAGCCACCAGCUCGUCUACAUAACUGACAUUUACAAGAAACAACUUCCAGCGUCGUUGAUGGACAGAACAUUCUGUGUAAAAGUGUUCGUUUCUGCUGCACAGCGCUUCCUCCAGACCACAGACAGCAAGGGCAAUGAACAGAGAACUGAUCGGCAUUUUUUGUGUUUAUUGUGUGAUGGCUAAUUGUUCAGAUAGACAAAGUUUCACACAGAAGGGAAUUAUACUCAAAAACAAAUUGGACAGAAUGGAGCUAGUGUGAGAUUUAAAGGGCUUGUGUAGAGGGUGAAGGCUCCUUGAUUCUGAUGAUGGGCUGCGUGGAUCUGGUUGGAGCUGAAGCUCCUCUCGAAGCCUGUAGGUUACUCACACUGCACAGAGAGGUCUUAGUGGAACAGAUAAAAAAUACACAGUGCAUUUUAGACAAUCUGAAGAUGAAUGGCUUCCUCUGCAAUGAAGACACAGAGAUCAUCCAGCGUUCAGCCACUAAAACAGAGCAGGUACGUAAAAUCUUGGAGUUGGUGCAGUGUAAAGGUGAAGAGGCCUCUGCGUAUUUUAUUAACAUCCUGCACCAAGCAUAUGAUGCAUUCAUCGACCUUCGUCCUUGGUUUGACACGAUUCACUACAAACCUGCUGAGUGUGUGAGGGACAUACCUGUGAUUAACACCGACCCCAUUAGCAGAUACAGUGAGAAACUCAGGCAGGAACUCAGCAGAGAUACUCAGUUCCUCACUUCAUAUUCUCAGAAAGAGGAGACGCGACUGGAGGAGCUGUACACAGACACACAGAUGGAAAUUCUCAGUGAGCUAGGAGAGAGUCUGGGCUUCCUGAAGAGUCUGGAUGAAAUUCUGUGUGAUUACGGUGUGUUUAACGAGCAGGCUGAAACCAUCUUAAUCACGGGUGAUGCUGGAGUGGGAAAAUCCAUUCUGCUCCAGAAACUCCAGAACCUGUGGUCCAAAAGAGAGCUGAAAACCAGAGCAAAAUUCCUCUUUAAAUUCAGAUGCAGGAUGUUCAGCACCUUUAAGGAGACCGAUGAGAUCUCAGUGAAGGACCUGAUAUUCAAAUAUAACUGUUAUCCGGAUGGAGACCCGGACAGUGAGGUGUUCAGCUACAUGCUACGAUUUCCAGAGUCUAUACUGUUCACGUUUGAUGGAUAUGAUGAAAUCCAGAUGAACUUUGAUUUAGAAAACAUGCCUGAGGUGGUUUCUCCUGAGGAAAAAACUCACCCGCUUUUAGUUCUCAUAAACCUGCUGAGAGGAAAAUUGCUCACUGGAUCCCAGAAAAUUUUAACGGCUCGAACUGGCACAGAAAUCCAGAGCAGAGUGAUCCGGAAGAAAGUGUUUCUGAGAGGUUUCUCACCAGAACAUCUCAGACAAUACAUGUCUCAUCAUUUUCCUGUGCAGGAGCAGAGGGACAUGGUGUCUCUUCAGCUGGACGCAAACCCCCACCUCUGUGGUCUCUGCUCUUUCCCAUUAUUCAGUUGGAUUAUUUUCAAGAGCUUUAAGCACCUUCAGAGUGUGUAUGAAGAUGUUGAGCUGCCGGACUCCUGCAUUACUCUUACUAACAUCUUCCUCCUGCUAUCGGAGGUGUUCUUAAGCCGGAGCAGUAAGAGUGCUGGACCCCUGAGGAGAAGCACACGCUGUACCACAGAAGCAUUUAAAUCAGGGCUGAAGAUGCUCUCUGCUUUUGCUAAGCUUGCAUUGCUGGGUCUGGAAAAGAACAGCUUCACUUACACCCAUAAUGAGAUUUCAUCCUGUGGCCUGAAUGAUGAUGACAUUCAGGUGGGAUUUUUGAGACCCGUCAGUCACUACGACGCAUGUGGCACUUCAGCAGCAUACGAGUUCCUCCAUGUCACACUACAGGCAUUCCUGGCUGCAUUUUCUCUUGUCUUGGAUCCAUAUGUCCUUCCCUAUGAGAUCCUGAGGUUCUUUUCCAAGUGUGAGUACCAUCAAUCAUCCCAUAUGACUUUCCUCUCCUGUUUGGGAAUGUCGUCUCAUCUGAGGAAUUCAGAUCCCUUUCAGACGAAUGAACACUUUCAGUUCACAAACCUGUUCCUGUGUGGUCUGCUGUCCAAAUCCAACGCUGUCCUCCUGGAGCACCUCGUCCCUCCAGCAUCACUGCAGAAAAAGCGAAAGGCUUUGAAGUCCUACCUUUCUACCAGCAUAAAAACGCAUUUGAGCGGCUUGCCUCGCCACCCAAGCAGCGACAUAAAGGGAAAUAAAGUGCAUGUGAUGCCAAACUUCCUGUGGAUGCUGCGCUGUAUAUUUGAGACACACAGCGAGGAUGUGGCUCGUCUGACAGCUAAAGGAAUCUCGGCAGAUUACCUCAAACUGGCAUACUGUAACAUCUACUCAGCCGACUGCAGCGCACUCAACUUUGUCCUUCAUCACCACAGGAAGUAUCUAGCAGUCGAUCUGGACAACAACAACAUUAGUGACUAUGGUGUGAAGCAGCUUACUCCUUUAUUCAGCAAAAUGACUGUAGUCAGGUUAUGUGUGAAUCAGCUGACUGACAGCAGCGUGGAGGUUUUGGCCACAGAACUUAUCAAACACAAAAUCAUUAAAGUUUUGGGACUUUACAAGAAUCACAUCACAGACGUUGGAGCCAAACUGAUAGCACAGAUAAUCGCAGUGUGUCCUCACCUCAGAAUCGUCAAACUCGGCUAUAAUCACAUCACCGCGGUCGGUGCGACAUUUCUUGCUGAAGCUAUUCGGAAAAGCAAAUCGAUCUUUGAAAUUGGCAUGUGGGGGAACAGCAUCGGGGAUGACGGCGCUCACGCUUUCGCCGAGGCAAUAAAGAACCACAGCAGCUUAACGAAUCUCAGUCUGUCGGCAAACGGGAUCACGUCUGAGGGAGGAACGAGUUUAGCCAGAGCACUAACGCUAAAUUCCAGCCUUCACAUCUUUUGGCUGAUUCAAAACAAGAUCUCGGACAACGCAGCAGUGGAGUUAGCCAAAGCAUUUCAGAAGAAUUCAGCGCUCACACACCUCAUGUUAAUUGACAAUCAGUUUUCUGCUGGUGGAGUUGAGCAGCUCGCCGAAGGUCUGAAACACAACAGAAUAAUUAAAGAAGUCAAUUUAAAGGGGAAUCAGAUCAGUAAAGAGGACGAGACUCGCUUCAGUGAGGAGAAAAGACUUCGCUUCUGCUGAGACGAUUGAGACGAAGACGAUUGAGACGAAGCGUAGCAGAAUGUUGGCUCUAAGCGUUGUGGCUCUUUGGACAAGCUCUGUGGCGGUCAGAUGAUGAUGUAACGUUUACAAAGCUACUGAUAAAACUGUGCAGAAGCUGCAUUGAAUGUACUCGUGAUACAGUAGCGAUGUGAAGUGUGUUUAUUAAGACUCAGAAGUUUCCUCUAUGUUCUUGUACAGAAAAGAAAAUUGAAACUAAAUGUCUUACUGCAUUGAAAUACUUUAUUUCAGUUAAAACAACAGUGAACAUUUACAGAUGGACAUAAUAGUAAUGACAUCACACAGUUUAUAAGGAGGUGUAGCUUGGGCCAAACCCUGAAGAGAAAAGUUUCAUUAUGAGUACAUAAUAUUUAUCUCCAUGAGAUAUCCAAGACACAUCUCACACACACUCCCUACUCUGUGUGAGAGACAAUGAAAGUUCUAACUUCAUGUUGAUGUGUUUUUAUAUUGUUUCAUUUCCCUUUUUUCUUGCUGAUUGUGAGUGUGACGGAUGUGACGAUGCCUCGUGGGAUCAUGUUAUGGGAUGAAGGUUGCAUUUUCCUUGACAUGCCAUAUAAGAAAACUGCAGUUUACUUUGUUUUGUUUGUUUUUCUGUGUCUUUGUGUGUUUUUAUAAUCAUAUAUUCAUUUUGGAACUGAAAUAAAAACAUUUUAUUGCUCCUCUUGACAGAAGUACAUUUUAAACUAAAUCUGUACAGCAAUGCAUUCUGGGUAAAUGAGUACGCCCUUAAAGUCCACAAUGCCUCAUUUAGCUUACACUAUUAAGCUAAUAAAGCGAUAAGUACACAAUCACAGGGAAGAGAAGACACAAGCAUUAGAACCCUCACUGAAACCUGCACUACUGUAGUAUUUUUUGCUCACAUUUCUUCAGGAAGUCAUUUUCUAGAGAGCGAGAGUUUGUGUUGAGUUUGUAAAGAGUGAGAUGUUAAAUAAUCCACUGUUGUGUAACUGACCAGCUUCCUGUUUACUCCUAAAUAAAGACACAUACUGAGGGGUGUAUGAGA
Messenger RNA from Tachysurus fulvidraco (yellow catfish), 4415 nucleotides. It is a transcript of the gene nod1, whose product is annotated as nucleotide-binding oligomerization domain containing 1. NCBI's taxonomy places the organism in Eukaryota, Metazoa, Chordata, Actinopteri, Siluriformes, Bagridae. Gene Ontology annotation, molecular function: protein binding. Gene Ontology annotation, biological process: regulation of apoptotic process. The record is from RefSeq and is a predicted model, not a curated record. Bases 533 to 3373 code for a protein of 946 amino acids. The transcript has 13 exons.